AGAGUUUGUCAAAUCUUUCAGGGAGGGGACGAAGGUUCUAAUCUUGCGUAGAGGUGGGAACAAAGAUGGUCGGGUUUCAGAGGCGGUAGCUUAUGGGAUGGGCGGAUAAAAAGGGAUUCUACUGAUCCCUGAGGGUCAUGGAGGGCGGGGCUUGCACAAAUUUUUUCGGUGAGCUAAGAAAGGCAAAAGACUUCAUUUUUGCUACGGUGGGAUGUGGGAGUGGGACUUUGUUUUCGGUGGAGAAGAAGGGUGGGAAGGAGGAGGGACCAAGGAUGGGUAUGGUUUUGAAUAGGACAGGGCCUUCAUUUGCGGAGGUGGUGAGGUUGGACUCUAGCCCUGAUGCGACGGUGAUGCCUAUCGUGGGCGGUUUUCCAAGUACGCAGAGGUGGUGCGGUUGGAGCCAUUUCGUCAUUCCUGUUUGUGGGCUUCGUUGGCAGAGCCGUGUGCUAUUGAUAUCCUUUCGACGGUGAGGUCUGUAGAAUGUGAGGUUUUGAGAUCGGUGGUGGAUUGCUCUAUAUUGGAGAUACCUCUGCUUGAUCUGAAGGGCAAGUUGAAGCUGCUGCGUCCGUUGGGUAAGAAGAAGCUCGAAACUAGUCUCUCUGCUCGAGGCUCGGCAGGCUUUGCAAGGUGGUUAAAUUUGUGUUUGAAUUUGCGUACGUGGAGUGAGCUGGUUGCCAGGUUCAACUUAGUUGUGGGCUGGGUUGUUGGGUUAGUCUGGGCCACAAGAUCAAAGGAUUUCGUUUGGGCCGGUUCAUGCCUAAACCCAAAUUCAAAGAAACGAAUCAGACGAUGGAAGUCUCUGAGGUUAAGGGUCCUGUGUCGGACCCUAAAACGGUCGUUUCUGCGAAAUGUUUGCAAUGUCUGACGGUUGCCCAUGGGAGUUCUCAUCGGCUAGAGACGACUUCGGCGGCUGUUUCUGGGGUGGUUCUGGGUUUAUCGACUUCUGGGGGUGAUUCUACAUCAUCACGGUUUGUCUUUCCCCCAUUGCUGUCACCGAAGAUGUUGUCUUCGGCGGCUCUAGAUGCUCCUCCAGCUCUGGAUAUUGGUAUUUGGAUGCAAAAGCAAAAGCAAACCGAGGAAGAACAUAGUGAAAAGUUUCAGGAAUUGCAAUGAGUUAACUUUGUCCAAGGAACUGGA
Molecule: messenger RNA, 1137 nt
Organism: Alnus glutinosa
Lineage: Eukaryota; Viridiplantae; Streptophyta; Magnoliopsida; Fagales; Betulaceae
Exons: 2
Coding region: 754-1113 (119 amino acids)
Source: RefSeq, a predicted model, not a curated record